This is a messenger RNA of Anthostomella pinea, 1998 nucleotides long. NCBI's taxonomy places the organism in Eukaryota, Fungi, Ascomycota, Sordariomycetes, Xylariales, Xylariaceae. The record is from the annotation of a GenBank genome assembly.
AUGAGACGCUCAACACGGAAUUUGCGGCCGCCAGCUUCUCAAGAAUCGAUCAAAGCACUAACUACUAAGUCGCCAGCAACACAGUCUGGAAAUGGCGAGGGCACUUUCGCCCCAGCUGGCAGGACACGGACCCGGAAGAGGCCGCAACAAGACGCGUCAAGCGACGCGUCGGACGGGAAUGGCCAUGGCGACGAGUAUGUCGCGCCCAGCGCCAAGCCGUUGACGAAGAAACGCAAGAUAGCCCGCUCCGGCAAGAACGGCGCUGCCAACGCAGCAAUACACCAGCGUCUCUUCAGCAGUCCCAAUGCGGAUGUCAAGCACCCAGCAACAUGCACCCUCCCAAACCGCUCGCACACGGUGGCCUACCACCGUCCCCUACUCCUAGACAGCCAAACCGCCCGCACCUCGCUACUCACCUGGUUCGACGGUAUCAGCACCGCGCGCUCCAUGCCAUGGCGUAAGCCCUGGAUCGACUCCCGCGCCAUCGCACACCACAGCAGCAGCGACGACACUAACGCCGAAAAUGCAGCAGAGCUCCGCCAGCAGCUAGAGCGACGCGCCUACGAAGUCUGGAUCAGCGAGAUCAUGCUGCAGCAGACGCGCGUGGCGGUCGUCAUCGACUACUGGAAGCGGUGGAUGGCAUCAUGGCCGACGAUCCACUCGCUGGCGGCCGCCGAGCCUGACGCCGUACUCGCGGCGUGGCGGGGGCUGGGCUACUACAGUCGCGCGACGCGUAUUCACGAGGCUGCAAAGCUGGUCUGUGGCGACCCGGAUAUGGGAGGGCUGUUGCCGGUGGGCGCGGAGGAGCUCGCGGCGAAGGUGCCGGGCGUGGGACGCUACACUGCGGGCGCUAUCUCGGCUAUUGUCUUUGGUCGCGCGGCGCCGAUGGUGGAUGGCAAUGUGCUACGUGUACUUAGCCGGCAGCUUGGUCUGUUUGGGGAUGUCAAGGCUGAUAAGUCUGUGAUUGAUCUGCUGUGGGCUGCGGCUGAUGGCCUCGUCAAGGCUGUUGUGAAAGAUUCCGGAGAGGACGGAGACGUCGAGUCUCCAGGGGUACAAGUCAGCGAUCGCCCAGGACGAUGGGGCCAGGCAUUGAUGGAACUUGGCAGCACGAUCUGUACACCAAAGCCCAAUUGCGCUGCCUGUCCCAUCAGCUCCAGCUGUCGCGCCUACGCCGAAGGCCUUGAGCUAGCCCGCAGAAAGGGGCUCGUCCCGGAAGACAUGAUGCCUCCCAAAUCCAAGCAUACAGCCAUCUUGGAUAUCGAAGAUGCCUGCAGCUUCUGCAAGCCAUUUGAGGAGUUUGCACAAAACGGAGAAGACCAAGACGUCGCCACAUCCCUCACCACGGACGAAGCAACACCAACCCCAGAGCCCAAGUCCCGUUCGCGAAAACAAGCAACCCUGCAAUCAUUCGCCUUCACCCAAUCCGCCAAUUCAAAACAACUCCCCUUGACCCCACCUCCACUCCCGGGCCUAAACCCCCACGCAAUGGAAGUCGUAACAUCCCACGCGCGAAAAUUCCCCGUCAAGGUGAUCAAGAAAGCCGUGCGCCAAGAAGAGACACUCGUCUGCGCCAUCCGCCGCAGCAGCGACAGCCGAUACCUAAUCCACCGGCGUCCGGCGAAAGGCCUGCUCGCCGGCCUGUGGGAGCUGCCCAGCUACAUUCUACCAGAUAGCCACGACAGCACGCCAAAGUCACGCAAGAAGGACGCCGAAAAGUACGUAUCAGACCUGCUUGACGCCGAACCCAAAGGCAGAUCCCCGAAAUCGCCGCAGCUGAGGCACGCGUGCGAGCUUGGGCGCGUGCCUUGGCUGUUCUCCCAUCUGAAGCUGACGAUGCACGUUCAUCUGUUCCACCUUGAUGGUGAAGAGUCAUCAGCCGAGGAGACCGCCGAGGCGGCUGGGAGCAGGAGCCGGUGGAGCGGUGCGGUCGAUGAAGAAUCGAUGGGGACGGGAAUGCACAAGUGCUGGGCUCUGGUGAAAGAGAAGGAGGGCCAGUAA